CUAAAACUCCGACACCCCCUGAAGGCAGCACGAGCGAACGCGCUCUUUGAAGUUCGGUUCUCCUUCCGCUCCGAACCCGUCCACGUUCUGAGUUUAGCAGCUGCGUUGAGUGGUUUUCUGUUGUAAUCCGGGAUUAACGACGUAAAUCUGCGGGUGUUUAGUUUGAGUUUGGGUUCGGAUGCUCACGCGCACGUGCUGAAAGACGGUCCGUGACGCGCAGUUUUCAGGAAGAAAAAACGGAUGUGUGACAAUGACCCGCGCUGAGACGCGCACCGGGCUCGGUUCGUCUCUCCGGUUCUGACUUGGCAUUUUAACGGCACAUGAGCGCCGCCAGCUGCGGCCGCGGCUCUGUUCGGUUUGUUGGACGAAACUAAAAACCGGGACGGAAACACCAGAACCAUGGGCACUCAGGGAACCGGGCGGAGAAGAUCCACUAAAAAGGAGAGGUCCACGGCAGAGGACGAUGCCUUAAACCUCAUAGCCAGAGAGGCCGAGGCCCGGCUGGCAGCGAAGAGGGCAGCCAGAGCCGAGGCCCGCGAGAUCCGGAUGAAGGAGCUGGAGCGCCAACAGAAAGAGAUCUUUCAGGUGCAGAAGAAAUAUUACGGCUUGAACACCAAACUAGACGAGCGAGUGGACCACCAAUGGGGCGAUAUUGAGCAGUGGAUGGAGGACAGUGAGAAGUACUCUCGUUCCUCACGGAUACUGACGCUGUCAGACGAUGACGAGCGGAUGUCGGUGGGAAGCCGCGGCAGCGUCCGGUCAGACCUGGACUCGGUGGGGGCGUACGGCGGGGGGGGCUCCUCGUUGCAUAAGAAGUCAAAAAGAAAGAAGAAGCAUAAACACAAAGAGAAAGAUAGGGAUGGCUGUGAUGAGGAUUACAGCGUCCUGUCCAGCAGGAGCUCCAGACUGAGCGAUGAAAGCCGGAAGUCUCGUUCCUCCAGAUUAGACCUGCAGCCGGCUUCUUUUAGUUCUUCUGAUCCGUUCGGUCUCAAAGGCCUGUCGUCUUCCAGAACCUCAGGCUCCACUUUUAAUGGUUAUCAGAGCUCCUUAUACGAGGACGUUCUGUUCAGCGCAUCCGGCAGAACCUCCAGCUCCCACCCUGUAGAGGUCUCUGGUUUCCGCAGCUCCAGAGCCUCCAGCAGGGCCAGCUCAGCCCGCACCAGUCCAGUGGAUAACUGCAGCUCUUUGGCCAGUUAUUUGAGGAGCUCUGCCAGCAGCAGCAGCGUUCCCAGAGACCUGGAGGACUUUACUAUUCCGGACUUCUGUGAAGUGGAGGAUCGGGAUUAUCAGGAAAAGGGAUCUCGAGCAGCUUCUGCCCUGACAGCGUCGACCCUCACGUCUUUAGGUGGGUCGUCUUCCCGGAGAGGAAGCAGUGAGACGGCUCUAACUGUGGAUGCUGAGAGCUCCUUACGAGAAAUCAAGGAGAUUCAUGAGCUGAAGGAUCAGAUUCAGGAUGUGGAAACCAAGUACUUGCAGAACCUAAAAGAAGUCAAGGACGCGUUGGCUGAAGCAGAAGAGAAGUACCGUAAGGCCAUGGUGUCCAACGCCCAGCUGGACAAUGAGAAGAACAACCUGAUGUACCAGGUGGACACGCUGAAGGACUCGCUGAUGGAGCUGGAGGAGCUGCUGUCAGAGUCACGUCGGGAAUAUCAAGAGAAAGUCAAGGAGUACGAGCGGCAGAAACAGGCCCACGGCGUUCUCCAGUUCCAGUUCAGUGAAGUGAAAGAGACGUUGAAGCAAAGUGAAGAGCUGCUUAACGAGAUCCGUCAGCUGCGUUUGAAACAAGACGGUUUUGUUACAGAAAUCUCCGACCUGCAGGAGACGGUGGAGUGGAAGGAUAAAAAAAUCGGGGCGUUAGAGCGACAGAAAGAAUAUACAGACGCAAUCCGAGUGGAGCGGGAUGAGCUCAGAGAGGAAGUGGUGAAGUUGAAGGACAUCCUGAAGAAACACGGAAUCAUCCUCGGACCCGACCUGAACAUCAACGGGGACGUCAGUGAAGUGGAGGUGAACGGAACGCCCGCAGCAGAACCUGCUUCCCAGGAUGCAGCGAGGACUCAGACCGAAGGCAGCAGCAUGCUCGAGGAGGCUGAGUUGAGGGGUUGCAGAGAUGAAGCGCUGGAUCCAGAGCAGCUUGAAGAAGACAAAGACAGCCUCUCAAGCCCAGAAACGCUUGUUUCUGUUGCUGAUGAGUCCAAACUAGAGACGUCCUGCAGGAAACAGCUGUCAGAGGGACAGGAGACCCGUUUAACCAGCAGAGAGGACACCAGAGACUUAGCUUUUGACAUUAAUGUCUGUUUACUUACUGAUGGUGUCAGCUGGAACCACCAGGAGGUUCUGGUUUGUUACCAGAGUGCUCCAGAUUUAACAGAACCCCAGUGUGGUACCGUUGGCACAGCCCGUGAUCUCAUCACACACGAGAUGGAUGGCAAACUGGUGGAGAGUUCUUUUAGAGACACCAAAUCACAACCAGAGGGGAGCGACGCUCGGAUCCCUAAAAGUGAAAUCUCAGUUUCAAGCUCCGACACUCAGCAAGAGCCGGAGAACAGGGACGAGGCUGAAGGAAUGCCGAGCAAACCUCAGUCCCACACUGCUUCAGGCAAGAAGAAGAAAAAGAAGAGGAAAGGCAAAAAGAAUGGAGGAGUUCCGGAAAACAAGAGCCAGCAAAUGGAGAAGGAAAAUGUUGGAUCAGCUGUGAGUAAAGGGCUGACUGAAGAACCUGGGCUUAGUGGUUCCAUUGCUGAAAGCUUAAAGGCAUCAUCGUCGGAUCAGAUCAAGAAUAGGCAGGAGAACCGAGAACCUACAGAAAGUGUUCCUCACAAAGAACCUCCUCAGGAACCGGGUGUGGAUCCAGUUUCAGACCAGCUCGGCGGAGAUGAAAUGUCGGUGUUGGAGGAGGACGAAGCUGGAACGCUCAGAGAAGAGAAUGUUGAGGAGGAUGAGGACAAGAUUCUAAAACCUGAGGAUCCCGGAUCUGCAGAAUCAGCUGAAAGCUUCACCGGUCCAGCUCCUGAAGAACUGGGGAUGGAUCCAGUUUCAGAUGAACUCUGUGAAACCAAAACUACGUCUGAUGCUGUGGGAUCUACUCAAACACUCAAGGAAGCAAGAGUGGAAUGUGCCGAAAAAGCUCUGAAGAAGGAAGAAACUUCGGAAAACGUGGAAUCAGCAGAACCUACAGGAAACUCUUCCCGUCCAGAACCUGACCAAGAACCAAUCACAGGUCCGGUUUCGGCCUUGGAGGAGGUGGGUGAUGAUGUUCUGAGUGAGGAGGAGACUAUGCAAUCAGGAGAGGCAGAGAAACCAAACCAAGGUUCCUCUGAUGUAGGAUCCGUUAAGGAACAUGUGACAGUAGAAGGAAUGGGUCCAGAACCAGAACUGGACCUCCUCAGGUCUGAAACCAAACUUGGAGAUGACGUCUCAGGAGGUGGACUCCUUCUCACCGAGUCAGAAACUGUAGAUGGACCUGAGAGCAGCUGUGAAUCAGGGGGAACCAGAUCGGAGAACACUGGUGCUCCUGGAUCUGGACCUGCAAACAUCUCUGAGAAGAAAGAAGAAAGCACGUCUCCUCCUCAUGAACAGCUGACUGAAACCUCAUCAGGAUCAGCGCCAGUGCCGGUUGGGAGCUCAGACAGCGGCUACCCUCUGACCGAUGGUCCCGAAGAGGAGGCUGGAGACAUGUCUCCCUGUCAAGAUGCUGAUGAGUCCAAACAGAACCAGGACAGAACCAAGAACAUGGAUGUGAGUGGAGGCGAUGGAGGGCGUGAGGUCCAUUCUGAGUUGAACCGCUCUCCAGAUGAGGAACGCGGUGGUUGUGUGUCCUUACCAACACAAACUCAGACCGGCGACACUAAAAAUGGUCCAGAUGGGACAGAGCGCACCGGCGAGACGGAGACCUUUGGUCCAGAAGAGGUGGAGUCCAGUUCGGAGGAACCCACUGAAGAUCCAGAGCAUAACAACGCUCAACAAAACCAGGAAAUGGACUCGUCCUUAUGUUCUCUGGCUGAGCCGGAGCAUGGAUCUGACUCUCAGACCUGUAAAAGUACCGACUCACCUCAACCCCUCCAGCUGGACGGAGAUGAGGACGAGGAGGGGGAGGAGGGGCAGUCCUUUGACUUUGAUGACUUGGACAUAGAAGCAGCAGAAGAAUCCAGUAAGUUCUAUGAUCCUAAAGAGCAGGAAGUUGAACAAGCAACUGAGGCAACCUCAGUUGACCUUUCAGAAACUCACAGAAAUGCAGAAGCAACGCCGUCUGACAGCAGGGGUCAGGAGGAGGCUCCUGAUGGAGGAAACCAGGAGGAAAACCGGAACUCUUUAACUCAGGAAGGAGCUGCAGCCGCAGAGAUGGGUGGCGCCUGUGAGGAGGAGGAAGCAGCAGAUCCAGCAGAGGAAGAGCAGAAUUCAUAUGUGGUUCAGGAGAACCUGAACCAGAAAAUCUCCUUGUCGGUCGAAGAGGGAUUAGACGCCAUCCAGCUGAAUUCAGAUUCACCAAAGAGCACGGAAGAAGCCGGUGACAACAAUGAUACCCCGCAGUCUGGGAAAGACUCCAAAAAGAGCAGCAAGAAAGGCAAAGGAAAGGGAAAAGAGGAGUGUAAGAUGUCUUAGUGCAGCGGUCCAAAGUGGGAAGAAAAUGAGACUCAAAGCACUUCGAUUUUUUUCACGUGAACUUUUGAGUUAGUUUAUUCAGAAAAGUGCAAAAAUGCUAAAAACUGUGAACGGUUUUGGUUUGAUGUAACGUCCGUCUGUCGCUUUGUUCUUUUACCACGAAGUAUUCAGGAAGUGGUUCUGGUCGAUGCUUCCGACACUUCCUGGCUGGUAUUUUCCCAUCAGAGGCUCUGGAUCAUCGUUUGCCUUUUGGUGCUCUGAAUAAAUGUGAAACGACAGUUUAAUAA
Nothobranchius furzeri (turquoise killifish) is the source of this 4886-nucleotide messenger RNA. RefSeq names its product leucine rich repeat (in FLII) interacting protein 1a (gene lrrfip1a). The record is from RefSeq and is a predicted model, not a curated record. Gene Ontology annotation, biological process: regulation of transcription by RNA polymerase II. Lineage: Eukaryota; Metazoa; Chordata; Actinopteri; Cyprinodontiformes; Nothobranchiidae. Gene Ontology annotation, molecular function: RNA polymerase II cis-regulatory region sequence-specific DNA binding; DNA-binding transcription factor activity, RNA polymerase II-specific.